Drosophila subpulchrella is the source of this 445-nucleotide messenger RNA. RefSeq names its product NADH dehydrogenase [ubiquinone] 1 beta subcomplex subunit 3 (gene ND-B12). The record is from RefSeq and is a predicted model, not a curated record. The coding region runs from base 80 to 406 and encodes 108 amino acids. Gene Ontology annotation, cellular component: mitochondrion. Gene Ontology annotation, biological process: electron transport chain; mitochondrial respiratory chain complex I assembly. The transcript has 3 exons. Lineage: Eukaryota; Metazoa; Arthropoda; Insecta; Diptera; Drosophilidae.
AACUGUGCGUAUUAACAAUUUUUGUAGGAAUUUUAAUUUUCUGCUGAUUUAGGUUUAAAUAGGAAUAUUUAGUGCAGCAAUGGGCGGACAUCACGGAGAACCCUACACGGUGCCGCAUGCAUCGGCCUACAAGGUGGAGAAUGUGCCCCAGCUGGUGGAGGUGAAGGAGGCACUGGCGCGCCAAGGAUUGAAGGAUCCCUGGCUGAGGAACGAGGCCUGGCGCUACGAACCCAAGGGCUUUGGCACCCACAGAACCCGCCUGAACACCUUCCUCUUCCGCGGAUUGGGCGUGGGAUUCGCCGCCUUCCUGGCCACCUGCGCCGUGGAGUACGCCUUGGGCAUUGGCAAGGGCCAGGGUGGACAUGGUCAUGGCCACGAGGAACACGACGAUAAGGGCCACCAUUAGCUUGAUAUUGAAUAAACCCCAUUGUGUUAUCGAUCCAAA